GCUCUUAACAGCAACGUAGGAACGAAUCGACCAUGAACGCCGUGUUGUGCCUGUUCGCCGCUCUGCUGGGCAGUGCCCUCGCCGUGCACGUCCCCACGUACGGCGUGCCGGUGGGUGCUGGAUACCCCUACGUCCCUGCUGUCACGACGGUGCACGGUGCCCCCGUAGCCGCCGUGCACGGUGUCCACAGCGUGGUGCCGGUCGCUCCCACCGUCCACAACGUCGCCACCCCGUACGGCUACCGCACCACCGGCGUCAGCUACAGCCACAGGGUCGACGCCCACCCGCUGAAGCUGCGCUACGUGUACGGAGUCGCGCCGUACGGCCUCAGCUACGGCUAUGGUCUGAGUCCCUACGGCUACGCUCCAGUCUUGAAGAAGUGAAGAAAUCCCAACUGACCCAAGAGCAACGAGGCCCAUUUCUGGAAUGACCGAAAGAACCCAACGCAAAAAGAAAAUACUUUUGUUCCUGUUGUGAUUGUUGUUUGAUGGCUCCCG
Dermacentor silvarum is the source of this 497-nucleotide messenger RNA. RefSeq lists its product as uncharacterized. The record is from RefSeq and is a predicted model, not a curated record. Lineage: Eukaryota; Metazoa; Arthropoda; Arachnida; Ixodida; Ixodidae. The transcript has 3 exons. Bases 33 to 383 code for a protein of 116 amino acids.